Argiope bruennichi is the source of this 21204-nucleotide messenger RNA. Its product is annotated as fibroin heavy chain-like. The transcript has 86 exons. The coding region runs from base 85 to 21150 and encodes 7021 amino acids. The record is from RefSeq and is a predicted model, not a curated record. Lineage: Eukaryota; Metazoa; Arthropoda; Arachnida; Araneae; Araneidae.
AACAUCGCGAGCUGCGGAGAAUUCGGAAGCCAAGGCACCGAGGACUUUGACGACAUCAUUCAGAGUCUGAUACAAGCCCAGACCAUGGGAAAAGGCCGGCAUGACACCAAAGCCAAGACUAAAGCCAUGCAGAUGGCUCUGGCCUCCUCGAUCGCCGAGCUGAUAGUGGAGGAGAGCGGCGGUGUGAACAUGCAGGAAAAGACCAACGCGGCGAUAAAUGCCUUGAGGAGCGCCUUGAUGUCCACAACUGGGCAAGUGGACGAGAGUUUCGUCAGCGAAAUUAUAGAACUCGUCAACCUCUUCUCUCAAGAGCAGUUCAACGAGGUAGACACCGGUUCAUCAAGACAGUACUCUCAGUCCUCAACAGGUGGCGGUCAGGGAGGAGCUCCGACUGUUACCGAAAAGGUUACGGUCAGCGUUGGUGGAGGUGGCGGUGGUGCCCUUCAACCCUCAGGUGGGGCCGGACCUUAUGGCCCAGGUGGAGCAGGACCCGGUGGAGCCGGAGGUUACGGACCAGGAGGAGCUGGGCCUUAUGGACCUGGUGGAUCAGGACCAGGAGGAGCCGGGCCUUAUGGACCUGGUGGCUCAGGACCAGGAGGAGCCGGACCUUAUGGACCAGGAGGAGCCGGUAGCCCAGGUGGAUUCGGACCAGGAGCCGCAGGUGCUGGAAGACCCGGAGGAGCUGGAGGAGUAGGACCAGGUGGAGCUGGAGGGUAUGGACCCGGUGGAUCCGGACCUUAUGGACCAGGAGGAGCUGGACCAGGUGGUGCUGGACCGGGUGGAGCCGGACCUUAUGGACCAGGAGGAUCUGGACCAGGAGGAGCUGGACCAGGUGGAGCUGGACCAGGUGGAGCUGGACCAGGUGGAGCUGGACCAGGUGGAGCUGGACCGGGUGGAGCUGGACCAGGUGGUGCUGGACCAGGAGGUGCUGGACCAGGAGGUGCUGGACCAGGAGGAGAAGGACCUGGAGGUUCUGGACCAGGUGGUGCUGGAUUUGGACCUGGAGGAGCAUCUGCCGGACCUUAUGGCCCAGGUGGAUCAGGACCCGGUGGAGCCGGAGGUUACGGACCAGGAGGAGCCGGACCUUAUGGACCUGGUGGAUCAGGACCAGGAGGAGCCGGGCCUUAUGGACCUGGUGGAUCUGGACCAGGAGGAGCCGGGCCUUAUGGACCUGGUGGCUCAGGACCAGGAGGAGCCGGACCUUAUGGACCAGGAGGAGUCGGUGGCCCAGGUGGAUUCGGACCAGGAGCCGGAGGAGCUGGAGGAGUAGGACCAGGUGGAGCUGGAGGGUAUGGACCCGGUGGAUCCGGACCUUAUGGACCAGGAGGAGCUGGACCAGGUGGUGCUGGACCGGGUGGAGCCGGACCUUAUGGACCAGGAGGAUCUGGACCAGGAGGAUCUGGACCAGGUGGAGCUGGACCAGGUGGAGCUGGACCAGGUGGAGCUGGACCGGGUGGAGCUGGACCAGGUGGUGCUGGACCAGGAGGUGCUGGAGGAGAGGGUCCCAUAACAGUGGAUGUCGAUGUGACUAUUUACCCUGAAGGAGAAGGACCUGGAGGUUCUGGACCAGGUGGUGCUGGAUUUGGACCUGGAGGAGCAUCUGGUAGGCCAGGAGGUCCUGGAGGAGCGUAUGGACCAGGAGGAGCAGGUGGAGCCGGACCUUAUGGCCCAGGUGGAUCAGGACCCGGUGGAGCCGGAGGUUACGGACCAGGAGGAGCCGGGCCUUAUGGACCUGGUGGAUCAGGACCAGGAGGAGCCGGGCCUUAUGGACCUGGUGGCUCAGGACCAGGAGGAGCCGGACCUUAUGGACCAGAAGGAGUCGGUGGUCCAGGUGGAUUCGGACCAGGAGCCGGAGGUGCUGGAGGACCUUACGGACCCGGAGGUGCUGGAGGACCCGGAGGUUCAGGAGCUGGAGGAGUAGGACCAGGUGGAGCUGGAGGGUAUGGACCCGGUGGAUCCGGACCUUAUGGACCAGGAGGAGCUGGACCAGGUGGUGCUGGACCGGGUGGAGCCGGACCUUAUGGACCAGGAGGAUCUGGACCAGGAGGAUCUGGACCAGGUGGAGCUGGACCAGGUGGAGCUGGACCAGGUGGAGCUGGACCGGGUGGAGCUGGACCAGGUGGUGCUGGACCAGGAGGUGCUGGAGGAGAGGAAGGACCUGGAGGUUCUGGACCAGGUGGUGCUGGAUUUGGACCUGGAGGAGCAUCUGGUAGGCCAGGAGGUCCUGGAGGAGCGUAUGGACCAGGAGGAGCAGGUGGAGCCGGACCUUAUGGCCCAGGUGGAUCAGGACCCGGUGGAGCCGGAGGUUACGGACCAGGAGGAGCCGGGCCUUAUGGACCUGGUGGAUCAGGACCAGGAGGAGCUGGGCCUUAUGGACCUGGUGGAUCUGGACCAGGAGGAGCCGGGCCUUAUGGACCUGGUGGCUCAGGACCAGGAGGAGCCGGACCUUAUGGACCAGAAGGAGUCGGUGGUCCAGGUGGAUUCGGACCAGGAGCCGGAGGUGCUGGAGGACCUUACGGACCCGGAGGUGCUGGAGGACCCGGAGGAGUAGGACCAGGUGGAGCUGGAGGGUAUGGACCCGGUGGAUCCGGACCUUAUGGACCAGGAGGAGCUGGACCAGGUGGUGCUGGACCGGGUGGAGCCGGACCUUAUGGACCAGGAGGAUCUGGACCAGGAGGAUCUGGACCAGGUGGAGCUGGACCAGGUGGAGCUGGACCAGGUGGAGCUGGACCGGGUGGAGCUGGACCAGGUGGUGCUGGACCAGGAGGUGCUGGAGGAGAGGGUCCCAUAACAGUGGAUGUCGAUGUGACUAUUUACCCUGAAGGAGAAGGACCUGGAGGUUCUGGACCAGGUGGUGCUGGAUUUGGACCUGGAGGAGCAUCUGGUAGGCCAGGAGGUCCUGGAGGAGCGUAUGGACCAGGAGCAGGUGGAGCCGGACCUUAUGGCCCAGGUGGAUCAGGACCCGGUGGAGCCGGAGGUUACGGACCAGGAGGAGCCGGGCCUUAUGGACCUGGUGGAUCAGGACCAGGAGGAGCUGGGCCUUAUGGACCUGGUGGAUCUGGACCAGGAGGAGCCGGGCCUUAUGGACCUGGUGGCUCAGGACCAGGAGGAGCCGGACCUUAUGGACCAGAAGGAGUCGGUGGUCCAGGUGGAUUCGGACCAGGAGCCGGAGGUGCUGGAGGACCUUACGGACCCGGAGGUGCUGGAGGACCCGGAGGUAGAUUUUAUUUCAUUUCUUUCUUCACACCGCUCACUGGAGGAGUAGGACCAGGUGGAGCUGGAGGGUAUGGACCCGGUGGAUCCGGACCUUAUGGACCAGGAGGAGCUGGACCAGGUGGUGCUGGACCGGGUGGAGCCGGACCUUAUGGACCAGGAGGAUCUGGACCAGGAGGAUCUGGACCAGGUGGAGCUGGACCAGGUGGAGCUGGACCAGGUGGAGCUGGACCGGGUGGAGCUGGACCAGGAGGUGCUGGAGGAGAGGGUCCCAUAACUGUGGAUGUCGAUGUGACUAUUUACCCUGAAGGAGAAGGACCUGGAGGUUCUGGACCAGGUGGUGCUGGAUUUGGACCUGGAGGAGCAUCUGGUGGGCCAGGAGGUCCUGGAGGAGCGUAUGGACCAGGAGGAGCAGGUGGAGCCGGACCUUAUGGCCCAGGUGGAUCAGGACCCGGUGGAGCCGGAAGUUACGGACCAGGAGGAGCCGGGCCUUAUGGACCUGGUGGAUCAGCACCAGGAGGAGCCGGGCCUUAUGGACCUGGUGGAUCUGGACCAGGAGGAGCCGGGCUUUAUGGACCUGGUGGCUCAGGACCAGGAGGAGCCGGACCUUAUGGACCAGGAGGAGCCGGUGGCCCAGGUGGAUUCGGACCAGGAGCCGGAGGUGCUGGAGGACCUUACGGACCCGGAGGAGCUGGAGGAGUAGGACCAGGUGGAGCUGGAGGGUAUGGACCCGGUGGAUCCGGACCUUAUGGACCAGGAGGAGCUGGACCAGGUGGUGCUGGACCGGGUGGAGCCGGACCUUAUGGACCAGGAGGAUCUGGACCAGGUGGAGCUGGACCAGGUGGUGCUGGACCAGGAGCUGCUGGAGGAGAGGGUCCCAUAACUGUGGAUGUCGAUGUGACUAUUUACCCUGAAGGAGAAGGACCUGGAGGUUCUGGACCAGGUGGUGCUGGAUUUGGACCUGGAGGAGCAUCUGGAGGGCCAGGAGGUCCUGGAGGAGCGUAUGGACCAGGAGGAGCAGGUGGAGCCGGACCUUAUGGCCCAGGUGGAUCAGGACCCGGUGGAGCCGGAGGAGGAGCCGGGCCUUAUGGACCUGGUGGAUCUGGACCAGGAGAAGCCGGGCCAUAUGGACCUGGUGGCUCAGGACCAGGAGGAGCCGGACCCUAUGGACCAGGAGGAACCGGUGGCCCAGGUGGAUUCGGACCAGGAGCCGGAGGUGCUGGAGGACCUUACGGACCCGGAGGUGCUGGAGGACCCGGAGGAGCUGGAGGAGUAGGACCAGGUGGAGCUGGAGGGUAUGGACCCGGUGGAUCCGGACCUUAUGGACCAGGAGGAGCUGGACCAGGUGGUGCUGGACCGGGUGGAGCCGGACCUUAUGGACCAGGAGGAUCUGGACCAGGAGGAUCUGGACCAGGUGGAGCUGGACCAGGUGGUGCUGGACCAGGAGGUGCUGGAGGAGAGGGUCCCAUAACUGUGGAUGUCGAUGUGACUAUUUACCCUGAAGGAGAAGGACCUGGAGGUUCUGGACCAGGUGGUGCUGGAUUUGGACCUGGAGGAGCAUCUGGUGGGCCAGGAGGUCCUGGAGGAGCGUAUGGACCAGGAGGAGCAGGUGGAGCCGGACCUUAUGGCCCAGGUGGAUCAGGACCCGGUGGAGCCGGAGGAGGAGCCGGGCCUUAUGGACCUGGUGGCUCAGGACCAGGAGGAGCCGGACCUUAUGGACCAGGAGGAGCCGGUGGCCCAGGUGGAUUCGGACCAGGAGCCGGAGGUGCUGGAGGACCUUACGGACCCGGAGGUGCUGGAGGACCCGGAGGAGCUGGAGGAGUAGGACCAGGUGGAGCUGGAGGGUAUGGACCCGGUGGAUCCGGACCUUAUGGACCAGGAGGAGCUGGACCAGGUGGUGCUGGACCGGGUGGAGCCGGACCUUAUGGACCAGGAGGAUCUGGACCAGGAGGAGCUGGACCAGGUGGUGCUGGACCAGGAGGUGCUGGAGGAGAGGGUCCCAUAACAGUGGAUGUCGAUGUGACUAUUUACCCUGAAGGAGAAGGACCUGGAGGUUCUGGACCAGGUGGUGCUGGAUUUGGACCUGGAGGAGCAUCUGGUGGGCCAGGAGGUCCUGGAGGAGCGUAUGGACCAGGAGGAGCAGGUGGAGCCGGACCUUAUGGCCCAGGUGGAUCAGGACCCGGUGGAGCCGGAGGUUACGGACCAGGAGGAGCCGGGCCUUAUGGACCUGGUGGAUCAGGACCAGGAGGAGCCGGGCCUUAUGGACCUGGUGGAUCUGGACCAGGAGGAGCCGGGCCUUAUGGACCUGGUGGCUCAGGACCAGGAGGAGCCGGACCUUAUGGACCAGGAGGAGCCGGUGGCCCAGGUGGAUUCGGACCAGGAGCCGGAGGUGCUGGAGGACCUUACGGACCCGGAGGUGCUGGAGGACCCGGAGGAGUAGGACCAGGUGGAGCUGGAGGGUAUGGACCCGGUGGAUCCGGACCUUAUGGACCAGGAGGAGCUGGACCAGGUGGUGCUGGACCGGGUGGAGCCGGACCUUAUGGACCAGGAGGAUCUGGACCAGGAGGAGCUGGACCAGGUGGAGCUGGACCAGGUGGAGCUGGACCGGGUGGAGCUGGAGGAGAGGGUCCCAUAACAGUGGAUGUCGAUGUGACUAUUUACCCUGAAGGAGAAGGACCUGGAGGUUCUGGACCAGGUGGUGCUGGAUUUGGACCUGGAGGAGCAUCUGGUGGGCCAGGAGGUCCUGGAGGAGCGUAUGGACCAGGAGGUGGAGCCGGACCUUAUGGCCCAGGUGGAUCAGGACCCGGUGGAGCCGGAGGUUACGGACCAGGAGGAGCCGGGCCUUAUGGACCUGGUGGAUCAGGACCAGGAGGAGCCGGGCCUUAUGGACCUGGUGGAUCUGGACCAGGAGGAGCCGGGCCUUAUGGACCUGGUGGCUCAGGACCAGGAGGAGCCGGACCUUAUGGACCAGGAGGAGCCGGUGGCCCAGGUGGAUUCGGACCAGGAGCCGGAGGUGCUGGAGGACCUUACGGACCCGGAGGUGCUGGAGGACCCGGAGGAGCUGGAGGAGUAGGACCAGGUGGAGCUGGAGGGUAUGGACCCGGUGGAUCCGGACCUUAUGGACCAGGAGGAGCUGGACCAGGUGGUGCUGGACCGGGUGGAGCCGGACCUUAUGGACCAGGAGGAUCUGGACCAGGAGGAGCUGGACCAGGUGGAGCUGGACCAGGUGCAGCUGGACCAGGUGGAGCUGGACCGGGUGGAGCUGGACCAGGUGGUGCUGGACCAGGAGGUGCUGGACCAGGAGGUGCUGGAGGAGAGGGUCCCAUAACAGUGGAUGUCGAUGUGACUAUUUACCCUGAAGGAGAAGGACCUGGAGGUUCUGGACCAGGUGGUGCUGGAUUUGGACCUGGAGGAGCAUCUGGUGGGCCAGGAGGUCCUGGAGGAGCGUAUGGACCAGGAGGAGCAGGUGGAGCCGGACCUUAUGGCCCAGGUGGAUCAGGACCCGGUGGAGCCGGAGGUUACGGACCAGGAGGAGCCGGGCCUUAUGGACCUGGUGGAUCAGGACCAGGAGGAGCCGGGCCUUAUGGACCUGGUGGAUCUGGACCAGGAGGAGCCGGGCCUUAUGGACCUGGUGGCUCAGGACCAGGAGGAGCCGGACCUUAUGGACCAGGAGGAGCCGGUGGUCCAGGUGGAUUCGGACCAGGAGCCGGAGGUGCUGGAGGACCUUACGGACCCGGAGGUGCUGGAGGACCCGGAGGAGCUGGAGGAGGUGCUGGACCAGGUGGAGCCGGACCUUAUGGACCAGGAGGAUCUGGACCAGGAGGAGCUGGACCAGGUGGAGCUGGACCAGGUGGAGCUGGACCAGGUGGAGCUGGACCAGGUGGAGCUGGACCAGGUGGAGCUGGACCAGGUGGAGCUGGACCGGGUGGAGCUGGACCAGGUGGUGCUGGACCAGGAGGUGCUGGACCAGGAGGUGCUGGAGGAGAGGGUCCCAUAACAGUGGAUGUCGAUGUGACUAUUUACCCUGAAGGAGAAGGACCUGGAGGUUCUGGACCAGGUGGUGCUGGAUUUGGACCUGGAGGAGCAUCUGGUGGGCCAGGAGGUCCUGGAGGAGCGUAUGGACCAGGAGGAGCAGGUGGAGCCGGACCUUUUGGCCCAGGUGGAUCAGGACCCGGUGGAGCCGGAGGUUACGGACCAGGAGGAGCCGGGCCUUAUGGACCUGGUGGAUCAGGACCAGGAGGAGCCGGGCCUUAUGGACCUGGUGGAUCUGGACCAGGAGGAGCCGGGCCUUAUGGACCUGGUGGCUCAGGACCAGGAGGAGCCGGACCUUAUGGACCAGGAGGAGCCGGUGGCCCAGGUGGAUUCGGACCAGGAGCCGGAGGUGCUGGAGGACCUUACGGACCCGGAGGUGCUGGAGGACAUGGAGCUGGAGGAGUAGGACCAGGUGGAGCUGGAGGGUAUGGACCCGGUGGAUCCGGACCUUAUGGACCAGGAGGAGCUGGACCAGGUGGUGCUGGACCGGGUGGAGCCGGACCUUAUGGACCAGGAGGAUCUGGACCAGGAGGAGCUGGACCAGGUGGAGCUGGACCAGGUGGAGCUGGACCAGGUGGAGCUGGACCAGGUGGAGCUGGACCGGGUGGAGCUGGACCAGGUGGUGCUGGACCAGGAGGUGCUGGACCAGGAGGUGCUGGAGGAGAGGGUCCCAUAACAGUGGAUGUCGAUGUGACUAUUUACCCUGAAGGAGAAGGACCUGGAGGUUCUGGACCAGGUGGUGCUGGAUUUGGACCUGGAGGAGCAUCUGGUGGGCCAGGAGGUCCUGGAGGAGCGUAUGGACCAGGAGGAGCAGGUGGAGCCGGACCUUAUGGCCCAGGUGGAUCAGGACCCGGUGGAGCCGGAGGUUACGGACCAGGAGGAGCCGGGCCUUAUGGACCUGGUGGAUCAGGACCAGGAGGAGCCGGGCCUUAUGGACCUGGUGGAUCUGGACCAGGAGGAGCCGGGCCUUAUGGACCUGGUGGCUCAGGACCAGGAGGAGCCGGACCUUAUGGACCAGGAGGAGCCGGUGGUCCAGGUGGAUUCGGACCAGGAGCCGGAGGUGCUGGAGGACCUUACGGACCCGGAGGUGCUGGAGGACCCGGAGGAGUAGGACCAGGUGGAGCUGGAGGGUAUGGACCCGGUGGAUCCGGACCUUAUGGACCAGGAGGAGCUGGACCAGGUGGUGCUGGACCGGGUGGAGCCGGACCUUAUGGACCAGGAGGAUCUGGACCAGGAGGAGCUGGACCAGGUGGAGCUGGACCAGGUGGAGCUGGACCAGGUGGAGCUGGACCAGGUGGAGCUGGACCAGGUGGAGCUGGACCGGGUGGAGCUGGACCAGGUGGUGCUGGACCAGGAGGUGCUGGACCAGGAGGUGCUGGAGGAGAGGGUCCCAUAACAGUGGAUGUCGAUGUGACUAUUUACCCUGAAGGAGAAGGACCUGGAGGUUCUGGACCAGGUGGUGCUGGAUUUGGACCUGGAGGAGCAUCUGGUGGGCCAGGAGGUCCUGGAGGAGCGUAUGGACCAGGAGGUGGAGCCGGACCUUAUGGCCCAGGUGGAUCAGGACCCGGUGGAGCCGGAGGUUACGGACCAGGAGGAGCCGGGCCUUAUGGACCUGGUGGAUCAGGACCAGGAGGAGCCGGGCCUUAUGGACCUGGUGGAUCUGGACCAGGAGGAGCCGGGCCUUAUGGACCUGGUGGCUCAGGACCAGGAGGAGCCGGACCUUAUGGACCAGGAGGAGCCGGUGGCCCAGGUGGAUUCGGACCAGGAGCCGGAGGUGCUGGAGGACCUUACGGACCCGGAGGUGCUGGAGGACCCGGAGGAGCUGGAGGAGUAGGACCAGGUGGAGCUGGAGGGUAUGGACCCGGUGGAUCCGGACCUUAUGGGCCAGGUGGUGCUGGACCGGGUGGAGCCGGACCUUAUGGACCAGGAGGAUCUGGACCAGGAGGAGCUGGACCAGGUGGAGCUGGACCAGGUGGAGCUGGACCAGGUGGAGCUGGACCGGGUGGAGCUGGACCAGGUGGUGCUGGACCAGGAGGUGCUGGACCAGGAGGUGCUGGAGGAGAGGGUCCCAUAACAGUGGAUGUCGAUGUGACUAUUUACCCUGAAGGAGAAGGACCUGGAGGUUCUGGACCAGGUGGUGCUGGAUUUGGACCUGGAGGAGCAUCUGGUGGGCCAGGAGGUCCUGGAGGAGCGUAUGGACCAGGAGGUGGAGCCGGACCUUAUGGCCCAGGUGGAUCAGGACCCGGUGGAGCCGGAGGUUACGGACCAGGAGGAGCCGGGCCUUAUGGACCUGGUGGAUCAGGACCAGGAGGAGCCGGGCCUUAUGGACCUGGUGGAUCUGGACCAGGAGGAGCCGGGCCUUAUGGACCUGGUGGCUCAGGACCAGGAGGAGCCGGACCUUAUGGACCAGGAGGAGCCGGUGGCCCAGGUGGAUUCGGACCAGGAGCCGGAGGUGCUGGAGGACCCGGAGCUGGAGGAGUAGGACCAGGUGGAGCUGGAGGGUAUGGACCCGGUGGAUCCGGACCUUAUGGACCAGGAGGAGCUGGACCAGGUGGUGCUGGACCGGGUGGAGCCGGACCUUAUGGACCAGGAGGAUCUGGACCAGGAGGAGCUGGACCAGGUGGAGCUGGACCAGGUGGAGCUGGACCGGGUGGAGCUGGACCAGGAGGUGCUGGACCAGGAGGUGCUGGAGGAGAGGGUCCCAUAACAGUGGAUGUCGAUGUGACUAUUUACCCUGAAGGAGAAGGACCUGGAGGUUCUGGACCAGGUGGUGCUGGAUUUGGGCCUGGAGGAGCAUCUGGUGGGCCAGGAGGUCCUGGAGGAGCGUAUGGACCAGGAGGUCCUGGAGGAGCGUAUGAACCAGGAGGCGGAGCCGGACCUUAUGGCCCAGGUGGAUCAGGACCCGGUGGAGCCGGAGGUUACGGACCAGGAGGAGCCGGGCCUUAUGGACCUGGUGGAUCAGGACCAGGAGGAGCCGGGCCUUAUGGACCUGGUGGAUCUGGACCAGGAGGAGCCGGGCCUUAUGGACCUGGUGGCUCAGGACCAGGAGGAGCCGGACCUUAUGGACCAGGAGGAGCCGGUGGCACAGGUGGAUUCGGACCAGGAGCCGGAGGUGCUGGAGGACCUUACGGACCCGGAGGUGCUGGAGGACCCGGAGGAGCUGGAGGAGUAGGACCAGGUGGAGCUGGAGGGUAUGGACCCGGUGGAUCCGGACCUUAUGGACCAGGAGGAGCUGGACCAGGUGGUGCUGGACCGGGUGGAGCCGGACCUUAUGGACCAGGAGGAUCUGGACCAGGAGGAGCUGGACCAGGUGGAGCUGGACCAGGUGGAGCUGGACCGGGUGGAGCUGGACCAGGUGGUGCUGGACCAGGAGGUGCUGGAGGAGAGGGUCCCAUAACAGUGGAUGUCGAUGUGACUAUUUACCCUGAAGGAGAAGGACCUGGAGGUUCUGGACCAGGUGGUGCUGGAUUUGGACCUGGAGGAGCAUCUGGUGGGCCAGGAGGUCCUGGAGGAGCGUAUGGACCAGGAGGAGCAGGUGGAGCCGGACCUUAUGGCCCAGGUGGAUCAGGACCCGGUGGAGCCGGAGGUUACGGACCAGGAGGAGCCGGGCCUUAUGGACCUGGUGGAUCAGGACCAGGAGGAGCCGGGCCUUAUGGACCUGGUGGAUCUGGACCAGGAGGAGCCGGGCCUUAUGGACCUGGUGGCUCAGGACCAGGAGGAGCCGGACCUUAUGGACCAGGAGGAGCCGGUGGCCCAGGUGGAUUCGGACCAGGAGCCGGAGGUGCUGGAGGACCUUACGGACCCGGAGGUGCUGGAGGACCCGGAGGUAGAUUUUAUUUCAUUUCUUUCUUCACACCGCUCACUGGAGGAGUAGGACCAGGUGGAGCUGGAGGGUAUGGACCCGGUGGAUCCGGACCUUAUGGACCAGGAGGAGCUGGACCAGGUGGUGCUGGACCGGGUGGAGCCGGACCUUAUGGACCAGGAGGAUCUGGACCAGGAGGAGCUGGACCAGGUGAAGCUGGACCAGGUGGAGCUGGACCAGGUGGAGCUGGACCGGGUGGAGCUGGACCAGGCGGUGCUGGACCAGGAGGUGCUGGACCAGGAGGUGCUGGAGGAGAGGAAGGACCUGGAGGUUCUGGACCAGGUGGUGCUGGAUUUGGACCUGGAGGAGCAUCUGGUGGGCCAGGAGGUCCUGGAGGAGCGUAUGGACCAGGAGGAGCAGGUGGAGCCGGACCUUAUGGCCCAGGUGGAUCAGGACCCGGUGGAGCCGGAGGUUACGGACCAGGAGGAGCCGGGCCUUAUGGACCUGGUGGAUCAGGACCAGGAGGAGCCGGGCCUUAUGGACCUGGUGGAUCUGGACCAGGAGGAGCCGGGCCUUAUGGACCUGGUGGCUCAGGACCAGGAGGAGCCGGACCUUAUGGACCAGGAGGAGCCGGUGGCCCAGGUGGAUUCGGACCAGGAGCCGGAGGUGCUGGAGGACCUUACGGACCCGGAGGUGCUGGAGGACCCGGAGGAGUAGGACCAGGUGGAGCUGGAGGGUAUGGACCCGGUGGAUCCGGACCUUAUGGACCAGGAGGAGCUGGACCAGGUGGUGCUGGACCGGGUGGAGCCGGACCUUAUGGACCAGGAGGAUCUGGACCAGGAGGAGCUUUACCAGGUGGAGCUGGACCAGGUGGAGCUGGACCAGGUGGAGCUGGACCAGGUGGAGCUGGACCAGGUGGUGCUGGACCAGGAGGUGCUGGACCAGGAGGUGCUGGAGGAGAGGGUCCCAUAACAGUGGAUGUCGAUGUGACUAUUUACCCUGAAGGAGAAGGAUCUGGAGGUUCUGGACCAGGUGGUGCUGGAUUUGGGCCUGGAGGAGCAUCUGGUGGGCCAGGAGGUCCUGGAGGAGCGUAUGGACCAGGAGGUCCUGGAGGAGCGUAUGAACCAGGAGGAGCAGGUGGAGCCGGACCUUAUGGCCCAGGUGGAUCAGGACCCGGUGGAGCCGGAGGUUACGGACCAGGAGGAGCCGGGCCUUAUGGACCUGGUGGAUCAGGACCAGGAGGAGCCGGGCCUUAUGGACCUGGUGGAUCUGGACCAGGAGGAGCCGGGCCUUAUGGACCUGGUGGCUCAGGACCAGGAGGAGCCGGACCUUAUGGACCAGGAGGAGCCGGUGGUCCAGGUGGAUUCGGACCAGGAGCCGGAGGUGCUGGAGGACCUUACGGACCCGGAGGUGCUGGAGGACCCGGAGGAGCUGGAGGAGUAGGACCAGGUGGAGCUGGAGGGUAUGGACCCGGUGGAUCCGGACCUUAUGGACCAGGAGGAGCUGGACCAGGUGGUGCUGGACCGGGUGGAACCGGACCUUAUGGACCAGGAGGAUCUGGACCAGGAGGAGCUGGACCAGGUGGAGCUGGACCAGGUGGAGCUGGACCAGGUGGAGCUGGACCAGGUGGAGCUGGACCGGGUGGAGCUGGACCAGGUGGUGCUGGACCAGGAGGUGCUGGACCAGGAGGUGCUGGAGGAGAGGGUCCCAUAACAGUGGAUGUCGAUGUGACUAUUUACCCUGAAGGAGAAGGACCUGGAGGUUCUGGACCAGGUGGUGCUGGAUUUGGACCUGGAGGAGCAUCUGGUGGGCCAGGAGGUCCUGGAGGAGCGUAUGGACCAGGAGCAGGUGGAGCCGGACCUUAUGGCCCAGGUGGAUCAGGACCCGGUGGAGCCGGAGGUUACGGACCAGGAGGAGCCGGGCCUUAUGGACCUGGUGGAUCAGGACCAGGAGGAGCCGGGCCUUAUGGACCUGGUGGAUCUGGACCAGGAGGAGCCGGGCCUUAUGGACCUGGUGGCUCAGGACCAGGAGGAGCCGAUGGCCCAGGUGGAUUCGGACCAGGAGCCGGAGGUGCUGGAGGACCUUACGGACCCGGAGGUGCUGGAGGACCCGGAGGAGCUGGAGGAGUAGGACCAGGUGGAGCUGGAGGGUAUGGACCCGGUGGAUCCGGACCUUAUGGACCAGGAGGAGCUGGACCAGGUGGUGCUGGACCGGGUGGAGCCGGACCUUAUGGACCAGGAGGAUCUGGACCAGGAGGAGCUGGACCAGGUGGAGCUGGACCGGGUGGAGCUGGACCAGGUGGUGCUGGACCAGGAGGUGCUGGACCAGGAGGUGCUGGAGGAGAGGAAGGACCUGGAGGUUCUGGACCAGGUGGUGCUGGAUUUGGACCUGGAGGAGCAUCUGGUGGGCCAGGAGGUCCUGGAGGAGCGUAUGGACCAGGAGGUGGAGCCGGACCUUAUGGCCCAGGUGGAUCAGGACCCGGUGGAGCCGGAGGUUACGGACCAGGAGGAGCCGGGCCUUAUGGACCUGGUGGAUCAGGACCAGGAGGACCCGGGCCUUAUGGACCUGGUGGAUCUGGACCAGGAGGAGCCGGGCCUUAUGGACCUGGUGGCUCAGGACCAGGAGGAGCCGGACCUUAUGGACCAGGAGGAGCCGGUGGCCCAGGUGGAUUCGGACCAGGAGCCGGAGGUGCUGGAGGACCUUACGGACCCGGAGGUGCUGGAGGACCCGGAGGAGCUGGAGGAGUAGGACCAGGUGGAGCUGGAGGGUAUGGACCCGGUGGAUCCGGACCUUAUGGACCAGGAGGAGCUGGACCAGGUGGUGCUGGACCGGGUGGAGCCGGACCUUAUGGACCAGGAGGAUCUGGACCAGGAGGAGCUGGACCAGGUGGUGCUGGACCAGGAGGUGCUGGACCAGGAGGUGCUGGAGGAGAGGGUCCCAUAACAGUGGAUGUCGAUGUGACUAUUUACCCUGAAGGAGAAGGACCUGGAGGUUCUGGACCAGGUGGUGCUGGAUUUGGACCUGGAGGAGCAUCUGGUGGGCCAGGAGGUCCUGGAGGAGCGUAUGGACCAGGAGGAGCAGGUGGAGCCGGACCUUAUGGCCCAGGUGGAUCAGGACCCGGUGGAGCCGGAGGAGGAGCCGGGCCUUAUGGACCUGGUGGCUCAGGACCAGGAGGAGCCGGACCUUAUGGACCAGGAGGAGCCGGUGGCCCAGGUGGAUUCGGACCAGGAGCCGGAGGUGCUGGAGGACCUUACGGACCCGGAGGUGCUGGAGGACCCGGAGGAGCUGGAGGAGUAGGACCAGGUGGAGCUGGAGGGUAUGGACCCGGUGGAUCCGGACCUUAUGGACCAGGAGGAGCUGGACCAGGUGGUGCUGGACCGGGUGGAGCCGGACCUUAUGGACCAGGAGGAUCUGGACCAGGAGGAGCUGGACCAGGUGGUGCUGGACCAGGAGGUGCUGGACCAGGAGGUGCUGGAGGAGAGGGUCCCAUAACAGUGGAUGUCGAUGUGACUAUUUACCCUGAAGGAGAAGGACCUGGAGGUUCUGGACCAGGUGGUGCUGGAUUUGGACCUGGAGGAGCAUCUGGUGGGCCAGGAGGUCCUGGAGGAGCGUAUGGACCAGGAGGAGCAGGUGGAGCCGGACCUUAUGGCCCAGGUGGAUCAGGACCCGGUGGAGCCGGAGGAGGAGCCGGGCCUUAUGGACCUGGUGGCUCAGGACCAGGAGGAGCCGGACCUUAUGGACCAGGAGGAGCCGGUGGCCCAGGUGGAUUCGGACCAGGAGCCGGAGGUGCUGGAGGACCUUACGGACCCGGAGGUGCUGGAGGACCCGGAGGAGCUGGAGGAGUAGGACCAGGUGGAGCUGGAGGGUAUGGACCCGGUGGAUCCGGACCUUAUGGACCAGGAGGAGCUGGACCAGGUGGUGCUGGACCGGGUGGAGCCGGACCUUAUGGACCAGGAGGAUCUGGACCAGGAGGAGCUGGACCAGGUGGAGCUGGACCGGGUGGAGCUGGACCAGGUGGUGCUGGACCAGGAGGUGCUGGACCAGGAGGUGCUGGAGGAGAGGGUCCCAUAACAGUGGAUGUCGAUGUGACUAUUUACCCUGAAGGAGAAGGACCUGGAGGUUCUGGACCAGGUGGUGCUGGAUUUGGACCUGGAGGAGCAUCUGGUGGGCCAGGAGGUCCUGGAGGAGCGUAUGGACCAGGAGGAGCAGGUGGAGCCGGACCUUAUGGCCCAGGUGGAUCAGGACCCGGUGGAGCCGGAGGAGGAGCCGGGCCUUAUGGACCUGGUGGCUCAGGACCAGGAGGAGCCGGUGGCCCAGGUGGAUUCGGACCAGGAGCCGGAGGUGCUGGAGGACCUUACGGACCCGGAGGUGCUGGAGGACCCGGAGGAGCUGGAGGAGUAGGACCAGGUGGAGCUGGAGGGUAUGGACCCGGUGGAUCCGGACCUUAUGGACCAGGAGGAGCUGGACCAGGUGGUGCUGGACCGGGUGGUGCUGGACCAGCAGGUGCUGGACCAGGAGGUGCUGGAGGAGAGGGUCCCAUAACAGUGGAUGUCGAUGUGACUAUUUACCCUGAAGGAGAAGGACCUGGAGGUUCUGGACCAGGUGGUGCUGGAUUUGGACCUGGAGGAGCAUCUGGUGGGCCAGGAGGUCCUGGAGGAGCGUAUGGACCAGGAGGAGCAGGUGGAGCCGGACCUUAUGGCCCAGGUGGAUCAGGACCCGGUGGAGACGGAGGUUACGGACCAGGAGGAGCCGGGCCUUAUGGACCUGGAGGAUCAGGACCAGGAGGAGCCGGGCCUUACGGACCUGGUGGAUCUGUACCAGGAGGAGCCGGGCCUUAUGGACCUGGUGGCUCGGGACCAGGAGGAGCCGGACCUUAUGGACCAGGAGGAGCCGGUGGCCCAGGUGGAUUCGGACCAGGAGCCGGAGGUGCUGGAGGACCUUACGGACCCGGAGGAGCUGGAGGAGUAGGACCAGGUGGAGCUGGAGGGUAUGGACCCGGUGGAUCCGGACCUUAUGGACCAGGAGGAGCUGGACCAGGUGGUGCUGGACCGGGUGGAGCCGGACCUUAUGGACCAGGAGGAUCUGGACCAGGAGGAGCUGGACCAGGUGGAGCUGGACCGGGUGGAGCUGGACCAGGUGGUGCUGGACCAGGAGGUGCUGGACCAGGAGGUGCUGGAGGAGAGGGUCCCAUAACAGUGGAUGUCGAUGUGACUAUUUACCCUGAAGGAGAAGGACCUGGAGGUUCUGGACCAGGUGGUGCUGGAUUUGGACCUGGAGGAGCAUCUGGUGGGCCAGGAGGUCCUGGAGGAGCGUAUGGACCAGGAGGAGCAGGUGGAGCCGGACCUUAUGGCCCAGGUGGAUCAGGACCCGGUGGAGCCGGAGGUUACGGACCAGGAGGAGCCGGGCCUUAUGGACCUGGUGGAUCAGGACCAGGAGGAGCCGGGCCUUAUGGACCUGGUGGAUCUGGACCAGGAGGAGCCGGGCCUUAUGGACCUGGUGGCUCAGGACCAGGAGGAGCCGGUGGCCCAGGUGGAUUCGGACCAGGAGCCGGAGGUGCUGGAGGACCUUACGGACCCGGAGGUGCUGGAGGACCCGGAGCUGGAGGAGUAGGACCAGGUGGAGCUGGAGGGUAUGGACCCGGUGGAUCCGGACCUUAUGGACCAGGAGGAGCUGGACCAGGUGGUGCUGGACCGGGUGGAGCCGGACCUUAUGGACCAGGAGGAUCUGGACCAGGAGGAGCUGGACCAGGUGGAGCUGGACCAGGUGGAGCUGGACCAGGUGGAGCUGGACCGGGUGGAGCUGGACCAGGUGGUGCUGGACCAGCAGGUGCUGGACCAGGAGGAGAAGGACCUGGAGGUUCUGGACCAGGUGGUGCUGGAUUUGGACCUGGAGGAGCAUCUGGUGGGCCAGGAGGUCCUGGAGGAGCGUAUGGACCAGGAGGAGCAGGUGGAGCCGGACCUUAUGGCCCAGGUGGAUCAGGACCCGGUGGAGCCGGAGGUUACGGACCAGGAGGAGCCGGGCCUUAUGGACCUGGAGGAUCAGGACCAGGAGGAGCCGGGCCUUACGGACCUGGUGGAUCUGGACCAGGAGGAGCCGGGCCUUAUGGACCUGGUGGCUCGGGACCAGGAGGAGCCGGACCUUAUGGACCAGGAGGAGCCGGUGGCCCAGGUGGAUUCGGACCAGGAGCCGGAGGUGCUGGAGGACCUUACGGACCCGGAGGAGCUGGAGGAGUAGGACCAGGUGGAGCUGGAGGGUAUGGACCCGGUGGAUCCGGACCUUAUGGACCAGGAGGAGCUGGACCAGGUGGUGCUGGACCGGGUGGAGCCGGACCUUAUGGACCAGGAGGAUCUGGACCAGGUGGAGCUGGACCAGGUGGAGCUGGACCGGGUGGAGCUGGACCAGGUGGUGCUGGACCAGCAGGUGCUGGACCAGGAGGUGCUGGAGGAGAGGAAGGACCUGGAGGUUCUGGACCAGGUGGUGCUGGAUUUGGACCUGGAGGAGCAUCUGGUGGGCCAGGAGGUCCUGGAGGAGCGUAUGGACCAGGAGGUGGAGCCGGACCUUAUGGCCCAGGUGGAUCAGGACCCGGUGGAGCCGGAGGUUACGGACCAGGAGGAGCCGGGCCUUAUGGACCUGGAGGAUCAGGACCAGGAGGAGCCGGGCCUUACGGACCUGGUGGAUCUGGACCAGGAGGAGCCGGGCCUUAUGGACCUGGUGGCUCGGGACCAGGAGGAGCCGGACCUUAUGGACCAGGAGGAGCCGGUGGCCCAGGUGGAUUCGGACCAGGAGCCGGAGGUGCUGGAGGACCUUACGGACCCGGAGGAGCUGGAGGAGUAGGACCAGGUGGAGCUGGAGGGUAUGGACCCGGUGGAUCUGGACCUUAUGGACCAGGAGGAGCUGGACCAGGUGGUGCUGGACCGGGUGGAGCCGGACCUUAUGGACCAGGAGGAUCUGGACCAGGAGGAGCUGGACCAGGUGGAGCUGGACCAGGUGGAGCUGGACCAGGUGGAGCUGGACCGGGUGGAGCUGGACCAGGUGGUGCUGGACCAGCAGGUGCUGGACCAGGAGGUGCUGGAGGAGAGGGUCCCAUAACAGUGGAUGUCGAUGUGACUAUUUACCCUGAAGGAGAAGGACCUGGAGGUUCUGGACCAGGUGGUGCUGGAUUUGGACCUGGAGGAGCAUCUGGUGGGCCAGGAGGUCCUGGAGGAGCGUAUGGACCAGGAGGAGCAGGUGGAGCCGGACCUUAUGGCCCAGGUGGAUCAGGACCCGGUGGAGCCGGAGGUUACGGACCAGGAGGAGCCGGGCCUUAUGGACCUGGAGGAUCAGGACCAGGAGGAGCCGGGCCUUACGGACCUGGUGGAUCUGGACCAGGAGGAGCCGGGCCUUAUGGACCUGGUGGCUCGGGACCAGGAGGAGCCGGACCUUAUGGACCAGGAGGAGCCGGUGGCCCAGGUGGAUUCGGACCAGGAGCCGGAGGUGCUGGAGGACCUUACGGACCCGGAGGAGCUGGAGGAGUAGGACCAGGUGGAGCUGGAGGGUAUGGACCCGGUGGAUCCGGACCUUAUGGACCAGGAGGAGCUGGACCAGGUGGUGCUGGACCGGGUGGAGCCGGACCUUAUGGACCAGGAGGAUCUGGACCAGGUGGAGCUGGACCAGGUGGAGCUGGACCAGGUGGAGCUGGACCGGGUGGAGCUGGACCAGGUGGUGCUGGACCAGCAGGUGCUGGACCAGGAGGUGCUGGAGGAGAGGAAGGACCUGGAGGUUCUGGACCAGGUGGUGCUGGAUUUGGACCUGGAGGAGCAUCUGGUGGGCCAGGAGGUCCUGGAGGAGCGUAUGGACCAGGAGGAGCAGGUGGAGCCGGACCUUAUGGCCCAGGUGGAUCAGGACCCGGUGGAGCCGGAGGUUACGGACCAGGAGGAGCCGGGCCUUAUGGACCUGGAGGAUCAGGACCAGGAGGAGCCGGGCCUUACGGACCUGGUGGAUCUGGACCAGGAGGAGCCGGGCCUUAUGGACCUGGUGGCUCGGGAGUAGGAGGAGCCGGACCUUAUGGACCAGGAGGAGCCGGUGGCCCAGGUGGAUUCGGACCAGGAGCCGGAGGUGCUGGAGGACCUUACGGACCCGGAGGAGUAGGACCAGGUGGAGCUGGAGGGUAUGGACCCGGUGGAUCCGGACCUUAUGGACCAGGAGGAGCUGGACCAGGUGGUGCUGGACCGGGUGGAGCCGGACCUUAUGGACCAGGAGGAUCUGGACCAGGAGGAGCUGGACCAGGUGGAGCUGGACCAGGUGGAGCUGGACCAGGUGGAGCUGGACCAGGUGGAGCUGGACCAGGUGGUGCUGGACCAGCAGGUGCUGGACCAGGAGGUGCUGGAGGAGAGGGUCCCAUAACAGUGGAUGUCGAUGUGACUAUUUACCCUGAAGGAGAAGGACCUGGAGGUUCUGGACCAGGUGGUGCUGGAUUUGGACCUGGAGGAGCAUCUGGUGGGCCAGGAGGUCCUGGAGGAGCGUAUGGACCAGGAGGAGCAGGUGGAGCCGGACCUUAUGGCCCAGGUGGAUCAGGACCCGGUGGAGCCGGAGGUUACGGACCAGGAGGAGCCGGGCCUUAUGGACCUGGAGGAUCAGGACCAGGAGGAGCCGGGCCUUACGGACCUGGUGGAUCUGGACCAGGAGGAGCCGGGCCUUAUGGACCUGGUGGCUCGGGACCAGGAGGAGCCGGACCUUAUGGACCAGGAGGAGCCGGUGGCCCAGGUGGAUUCGGACCAGGAGCCGGAGGUGCUGGAGGACCUUACGGACCCGGAGGAGCUGGAGGAGUAGGACCAGGUGGAGCUGGAGGGUAUGGACCCGGUGGAUCCGGACCUUAUGGACCAGGAGGAGCUGGACCAGGUGGUGCUGGACCGGGUGGAGCCGGACCUUAUGGACCAGGUGGAGCUGGACCGGGUGGAGCUGGACCGGGUGGAGCCGGACCUUAUGGACCAGGUGGAGCUGGACCGGGUGGAGCUGGACCAGGUGGUGCUGGACCGGGAGGUGCUGGACCAGGAGGUGCUGGACCAGGAGGUGCUGGAGGAGAGGAAGGACCUGGAGGUUCUGGACCAGGUGGUGCUGGAUUUGGACCUGGAGGAGCAUCUGGUGGGCCAGGAGGUCCUGGAGGAGCGUAUGGACCAGGAGGAGCAGGUGGAGCCGGACCUUAUGGCCCAGGUGGAUCAGGACCCGGUGGAGCCGGAGGUUACGGACCAGGAGGAGCCGGGCCUUAUGGACCUGGUGGAUCUGGACCAGGAGGAGCCGGGCCUUAUGGACCUGGUGGCUCAGGACCAGGAGGAGCCGGGCCUUAUGGACCAGGAGGAGCCGGUGGCCCAGGUGGAUUCGGACCAGGAGCCGGAGGUGCUGGAGGACCUUACGGACCCGGAGGUUCAGGAGCUGGAGGAGUAGGACCAGGUGGAGCUGGAGGAGUAGGACCAGGUGGAGCUGGAGGGUAUGGACCCGGUGGAUCCGGACCUUAUGGACCAGGAGGAGCUGGACCAGGUGGUGCUGGACCGGGUGGAGCCGGACCUUAUGGACCAGGAGGAUCUGGACCAGGUGGAGCUGGACCAGGUGGAGCUGGACCGGGUGGAGCUGGACCAGGUGGUGCUGGACCAGGAGGUGCUGGACCAGGAGGUGCUGGAGGAGAGGGUCCCAUAACAGUGGAGGUCGAUGUGACUGUUUUCCCUGAAGGAACAGGAGCAGGUCCUGAAGGCAGCGGAUCGGGUGGAGCUGGACCAUUAUUUACAUCUGGUGCUAGUGGUCCUGGAGGAGCAUACGGAUCAGGAAUUGGAGGAGGUGCACCUGGCGGUCAAGCAUAUGGCGGACCAUCUAGGAUGUCAUCGUUGGUGAACGGAGUGCUAAGCUCCAUGCAGCCAUCCGGAUUCAACUAUCAGAAUUUCGGAAAUCUUAUGUCUCAGUACUCCACGGGUUCCGGAACCUGCAAUAGCAAUGACAUGAAUCUGAUGAUGGACGCACUCAUGGCGGCCUUGCAUAGCCUCUCUUAUGGAGGAUCCGGCUCAGUCCCCUCUACCCCGUCGUAUUCGGCGAUGUCUGCCUACAACCAAUCUAUCCGCAGAAUGUUUGCAUAUUAAAAUUCAUCUGUAAUUCCUUAUUGUAUAAAAUUAGAAAUAAAAGCAAUAAAAUGU